Messenger RNA from Gilbertella persicaria, 1266 nucleotides. RefSeq names its product magnesium transporter. Gene Ontology annotation, cellular component: membrane. The record is from RefSeq and is a predicted model, not a curated record. Gene Ontology annotation, biological process: magnesium ion transport. Gene Ontology annotation, molecular function: magnesium ion transmembrane transporter activity. Bases 31 to 1083 code for a protein of 350 amino acids. Lineage: Eukaryota; Fungi; Mucoromycota; Mucoromycetes; Mucorales; Choanephoraceae. The transcript is spliced from 6 exons.
CUUUUUUAUUAUUAUUUCUUUUAUUGAAUAAUGUUACAAGAUAAAUAUGUUGGGCUUAUUUUGGCGAUAAGUUCCAGUGUAUUUAUUGGAAUUUCAUUUGUUAUCACGAAAAAAGGGCUUACAAGUUCUCAAAAACGCUAUGUAGAAGAAAGUUAUCAUUAUCUAAAGAACUGGAAAUGGUGGGCUGGCAUGAGCACAAUGGCAGUGGGAGAAAUCCUUAACUUUUCAGCAUAUUCAUUUGCACCAGCCAUCUUGGUAACUCCAUUGGGUGCUCUCAGUGUUAUUUUAGGAGCCAUAUUUGCUUCCAUCUUUUUAAAAGAGAAGCUAAAUGCCAUUGGUAAAGUGGGUUGUCUCUUGUCUGUUGUAGGUGUAUUUAUUGUCGUGUUACAUGCACCAGAGGAAAAACAAGUGCGCUCAAUUGAGGAAUUGUUGUUUUAUGCUUUGCAGCCAGGCUUUAUUGUGUAUUGUUUACUUGUGUUUGUUGUCACCCUAUGGAUGAUUUAUCAAGUAGUACCUAUCUAUGCCAAAAAGACGCCUUUUGUUUAUCUUUCGAUCUGCUCAUUGGUUGGAUCUAUCUCUGUCAUGUCCAUCAAAGCGUUCGGCAUUGCUCUAAAAUUAACAUUGGCAGGUAACAAUCAAUUCACACAUCCUUCUACCUAUGCAUUUGGCCUGACUGUGGUGAUUUGUAUUGUUGUCCAAAUGAAUUAUUUUAAUAAGGCAUUAGAGCAAUUCUCUACCAAUGUUGUCAAUCCCAUUUAUUUUGUAUGCUUUACAUCAGCCACACUUGUUGCUUCAGCCAUUUUGUUUCAUGGAUUCAAUACUGAUAACCCAGUCAAUGUAGCUUCUUUAUUGGCAGGCUUUGUGGUUAUUUUUAUAGGUGUUUAUUUACUUGAUUCUGCUGCAUUAACGACAGAACAUGAUCGAGACAGGAUAGAUGAAGAUGAACAAUUCUUGAUGGGAGAAGCUUCGUUGUUUGGCGAAGAGCAGGCAUUGUCUGGACUAAGGCAUGAUGGUUCUUCUUUUUCUCUUUCUGAAGACGACGAUAUUGAAUUAGUGACAAAAUCAAUUCAUGCUACUAGUUAGAGCAUACAUAAUACCCUUUCAAACCUGUAGCCAUGACUUAUAAUGAACAAGGAUGAUGCAUGGAUGCAAAAAAGCUCCUACAGAAACACAGAGCUUCGCUAUCCCAUGUGUCUUGACAAAUAAAAAUCAGUGAUGUCUGAAAUAGUAUUGGAAAUAAACUAUAGUCGUUCUACUCCCAAUGUG